Molecule: messenger RNA, 654 nt
Organism: Pleurotus ostreatus (oyster mushroom)
Lineage: Eukaryota; Fungi; Basidiomycota; Agaricomycetes; Agaricales; Pleurotaceae
Exons: 2
Coding region: 1-654 (217 amino acids)
Source: RefSeq, a predicted model, not a curated record
AUGGUGUGUCAUAGGCAAUAUGGUAGUGGAUAUCCGGGGGUCACUGGACGCGGCGUCGCUGGACGUGGCUUCCCAUUUUAUUAUUGGCCUAUUGCUUGGGGUGGUGUUGCUGGUGCUGGGACGGGAGCAUACCUAAGGACGAACGAAUAUGGUAAUCCUGACAAUAACACCCGCCCCGGCGGUCCUGAAUAUACAGCAGCAUUCAUUGCCAACUCGUCCGCUGCAUCUACGUUCCGUCUUAUUGCCGACAGCAAUACCGUGACCAGUCUAAUCGGCGACCUGAUGGCCAGUUGUUCUUCGUAUCUUUCCUCGGUUGUACCACCCCAAUCCUCGCCACUGAAUUCCUCUGCGCCCGACGCGCCCCAACCUGAACAAGCCGUGCAAUACUACCGCGCUUCUAGUGUCGUCCUCACCCUCGACGGCUACAACAACACCGCUGUUUAUGGUGACGAGGGCACGGCUGAUCUUCCCCUUCCCGAUAUUGUCGUGGACCUGAACGCCAACGACGGCAAGUUGUUGGGCUGUCUGAAUCAGACGAUCGGAAACGCUGUGCCGUUGAUCGAUGGCGCCCCUGCGAAAUGGUCUCCUGACGGAGGCGUGCUGGCUUUGAUCGCACUUGUAUGGUCUAUGAAGUUCGCCCUGGGCUGGGUAUAA